Triticum dicoccoides is the source of this 895-nucleotide messenger RNA. RefSeq lists its product as uncharacterized. The transcript is spliced from 6 exons. The coding region runs from base 187 to 594 and encodes 135 amino acids. Lineage: Eukaryota; Viridiplantae; Streptophyta; Magnoliopsida; Poales; Poaceae. The record is from RefSeq and is a predicted model, not a curated record.
ACAAGUCUGUUACAAAUUUUGAAGGCGAUAAACAAGAAAAAAGAAGUAAGAAUCCUCUAGGAUGUUGCUUCUAAAUUCUUUGGCUACGGCAGGGACCAAGGUUUCUAACAGAGUGCUGGGGAAGAUUGAAGUCACGAGGAGUUUAGACCCGUCCCAUUCAACCAAGCGACGUCGUAGAGAUGUGUCAUGGAGCGAGUCGCCCAAAGGGAUGCGAGUAGCAUCCUACGAGUGUUAGCAAAGAUGCGGCAGAGAGAGGAGAGAAGGGGUGAUCAGAGCACAAGCCCAAGGCGCAGCGGCUAUCAGCGCCAGCCUGUGCGUCGUCGGGGGAAUGCUCCAUCCUGGGGUGGAGGUGGCCAUCAGAGCAACCCCCAAGCUCAAGUUCAUCACACCAUUAUAGCCCCAUCCCUCCAAACCAGCACAAUGGGGUUGAAUGCGCCAUCGUUGAGUGGAGGUGUGCGUUCUCUCAUCAUGCAGGGUCAUCAUACACACAUAGCAUCAACUCCUGAGAAUAACACAACAACUGAUGCACCAACCGUUGGACCAGAAAACAGAGCUAUCCAUGUGCCCGGUGAAAAUCCGCGUGGCGAGUCAUGAAGAGUGACCGAUGAAGAAAGACACACGCAGGCACCGAUGUUGACCAUACAUGUAGUGCAAAUAAAUACAUAUAUGUGCUACGCGUGAACAAUGGUAUUUGUAUGUACUGCUCACAUGCACACAGUGAGCGUGGUAUGUCUGUAAUUUAUACUCCCUCCGUAAACUAAUAUAAACACGUUUAGAACAAUACUAACGCGCUUAUAUUAGUUUACAGAGGACUUGUAAGCAUUGUCUAUAUGUAAUUAUACCAUAUACUAUAAUGGUAAGCUGUGCAUGAAUGAUGUAUACUUGGUAAAUAAAA